UUAGCUCCUAGACAACAGGCGCAAACAAUAAAAAUGGCGAUAUCGUACUACUUGUUUGUCAUUUUACAACUUUUAAGUAUCUUUUCUGUUCUGUCUGAAUAUUCUAUUAAACUCGAAAUGAGAGACGACUGCAACCAAAAGAAAGAUACUCACGACCAAUAUUUUGAUAUAACUCAUCUUAAAUGUCGUUUCUGUUCCCAAAAUAAGACUAUACAAUCAGUUUCUAAUGAUGGUUUAUUUUGUGUAUGCAAUCCAGGAUACAGAUAUAGCAAAAACAUGGCACCCCGAGCAGUAAAAUGCGUAAAAUGUGGAGCAAACCAGGUCACUUCAGAAGAUGGUUGGAGUUGUGUCUACUGUCACAACAAUACUUUGUCAAGCAGCAAUGAAUGUACAUCGUGUAUAGGCAAGAAUAUAACAGUGGAGAGAAAAUUGGAUGGGGAAUGGAAUAAAAAUUCCCUGGAUCAGGCUGUCCGAAACUGUGUCCCAUGUAAAGGAAGUACCAUACCCAAUGACGAAAAAAACAGGUGUGUCCGGUGUACACAGGUCCUGUCAGUAUUACCAAAUUAUACAAACUGUACUUGUCCACGUUCAAAUAAGGUUGGAGAUUUUUGUUUCCAAAAAAAAAGUGAUAUCAUAGCAAGGCCAUCUUACUACAUACGAUUAAGUAGUGAUGAUUUGGUGGAAUCCCAUCUUCUUAGACAGAACCUCAUCAUUUCAUACGGAAUGUGUCAUGCCAGUUAUUAUAACAGCACAGCUUGUCAGUCCCUGGGCAACAUGUGUGUUCUGCUUUAUGCCACCCACUUGGUGCGUAAAUUAAGCCCACAAAUCCAGGCGUGCACUCUGUUUCGAAACUUGUCAAAGCUGGCAAAACCACCUGUUAAUGAAGAAUAUGAGGUCAGUGAUUGGCCAUAUAACAUGCCUUGGCUGUAUUAUACCUCAUUGACGGUGAAUGUACUGAACAGUCCUAGUUUACCAGUUGAGUUUACUGUGAAGCCACCUAUGCAGCUCAAGUUCAUUGUUGUAAUGUAUUCAUUUGAGGGUCAAUAUCUGGGGAUGAAGAGUGUCAACGGUGGUGUUUUGCAGCUAUGUAAAAUGAAUGACGUGAGGAUGGAUGCAAUUUGGACUUUUGGAACAACAUAUUCAAGCAAGUGUUACUUGAAGAUAAGGGAUCUCUUUGACAACCAGACUUAUCCCUUGAUUUUCUAUGAUCUUUAUUUGCGGUACACUCACAAUAGUGAGGACCGGCUGUAUGCCGUUCCCAUUGUUAUUGAAAACCAUGUUGGAGAAAAUAACGUCAGAGUCAACAAAGAACAAGUAGACAAAUGGGUUUUAACCAGACGGUUUUUCCUUGUUGACAAUGUGUCUACUCGGAAAUUGGUGAAACCAGGAAAUGUUUAUGUCAAUAACUAUGUACGAUUUGCUCAGUACAUGAAGUUUGUCUUCCGACUGCAACCCACAAAAAAUGGCCUCAUUUAUCCUCCAUAUUUGAAAAUUUUGUAUGGCGAAAAGUCUUGGGCUUCUGCAGUUGCACUCAAAAAUGUCCCGAUAAUAUUCAAAUCUGAAUAUCUACAAGAUGAAACCGGUAUUGAAAACAGCAUCAAUAUAGCUUUUGGAACAUUGAGUGUCUUUGCAAUAAUCUUCGCUGGUUUUAAUACAUGGGCAUGGUCAAAGAGAUCGGCACGCAUUUCUAUAGACUUUGCCACCUUGGUUAACCUGUUUCUUAACAUGUGUGCUUCACUUGGUAGUGUCUUUUUCUUUACAAUACUUGGCAUUGGUAUAUAUUUUCUUCUCUUCUUCAAACAACAGAACACAGUGAUAAUUCUACCAAUGUCUAGUCCUUUACUGAAAGAAAUGUUUUCUUCAUUUAUCGUAGUCACGUUUUGCUUGAAGUUUUUCCACAUGAUUCAACUACUUGUUCGGCAGUGCACUGUGGACAUGUUUUUCAUUGACUGGGAAAAACCAAAAAGUAACCAGAAAGAUUCCUCUGUGUCUGCUUGGAGAGUUUUAUUUGUUGCCAAUGAAUGGGUCGAAAUUCAAACUUCCCGACGUAUUAACAUUGUAUUUCAGCUUUUAGCAUUGUUGUUCCUGCUCGUAGUUGUCGGCUUCGAAAAUUUGGCAUUCAAUGAUGCCAGUUCUAGCUUCACAGCCCCUGACACUAGCAACGUGGUUCCACAAAACCAGGUUUUCAGGUUUACUCUGUCGACCACCUUGUAUCUUUUGGUUGCUAUUUGCCAGUGGCUGUACAAAGUUAUAUUCUAUGAGAGGUUUAUUGAAGACAUCAUGCAGCAGUUUAUUGAUCUAUGUUCAUUGAGUAACAUCAGCGUCUUCAUGAUGGAUCAUCUGCUACAUGGAUAUUAUAUCCAUGGGCGGUCUGUGCAUGGGAAAGCAGAUACAAACUUUCGAGGCAUUCAGAAGAUGAUGUCUCGAGAACAGAAUGAUCUUUGCAGUGAGCGAGGCUUGCUCCCUAAUACCGAACAGCAAUCCUUUGAAAUGUCAUUACCUAACAAAUUACGAUCGUGCUACGUACAGAUUAUGAUGCCAGUAACCUUCAAGCAGGGAGGUACCCGUAUGGAGAAUGGUAACAUUGGCCCCAGUCAUGAUAUUCUUCGUGCGCAUGAGACAAUGAACAAGUAUUUGUCUUCCUUCAUUGACCACUCUUUGAAAGAUGCUGAUUAUUCUGUGAAAGAUAAAACAUUCUUGGAAAACGUGUUGAAUGCUGAGUUUAUUGAUACAUCUAUUCAAGGAAUAUUUUACAAUGAUAAUGGUCAUUCCUUUGAUCGUCUUCUCUUCUAUGGUCAUGAAAUUCUGUUAGUGCAAUUUGAAAUCCUUCUCUUCAAUGUAGUUGAUCUUAUUUGGCAGAACUUCAUCUUGGCAGCUGCUCUUACUUAUGUUGGAUAUUCACUUAUUUCCCUCAUACGGCAAGGAGGAAGCAAGAAGAACAUUGCAAGGAAAACACUUGUAGAUAGACGCUUUCUGAUUUAAAUUCUGAAGACUAUUCACAGCCACUUUCAAGGAGGGUGCCUUGUUCAAACUCAAAACAAGUUUGUGGUGGUUGUAUCAGUGACCAGUUCAAUCUAGUCCUUGCUCCUCUUGAAUGUAAACUUUUUUUUUUUAGACAGGGAGCUUCUUAUGUUUUGGUUUGAACUGAAAAAAUUUCAACAGGCCACAUUGAUCUUGUGAUAUUUGAGAAGGAAAGAAAACAAACAAACAUUUCAAACAAAAAGAAAGACGGACAGGAUUGUGUUGCAAGAUUCUCUGAACUUAAACUGAAUAAGCAUUCUAUAUGUGGUUGGUGAAAGGUUAAAAAUAUUUAUUUACAUGAUGUAACAAACAAUUUAACAAAUUGCAAUUGAAAAACGGUAAAUUAUAUAUGAAUCAAUAUUCACUACUUAGUCAUAGAAUAGCUGAUGGCCACAAGAGGACACUGAUUCACAUUGAAUAUAUGUAUAUAUAUUUUUUAUUUUUUGUAUAUAAUAUAGUUAAGAGAGAGAAGGUGACUGUUAUACUGGUCUAAGGUUUAAUUUACAUAUGUGUGUGUAUGUUGGAGGAGGUUGUUAUAAUUGUAUAACAAUUUUCCCUGAAAUGUGAAUGUUUUUUUUUUUUUUUAAAUAUUACAUUUACAAUUAUAUUGUAUAGUUUAGUGCCAAAUCUAUUUAAGAUUCAAAUAUUGGAAAACUUAAGCUUUAAAAGUCUUGCAUACAAGACUUAUACAUAUAUCUAAAAAAAUCUGAAAGAAAUGAAGUUAUACUGACUUGAGCAUUCAAACAAACUUUUUUUUUCUCUUCUUAAUAUAAAGAAAAAGUGAUGAAAUUGUUCAAUUUAAUUUUUUUAAUCAACCAUUAUUUAAAAAAAAAAUUAGGUAAAUCUCUUGUACUAGUAAGAUGAAAAGUGCCAAUCAUUUUUCCUUUUCAAAGACUAUGCAUACUUUUCUAUAUAUCUAUUCAUAUCUAAAUAAAAAAAAAAUUUCAAGUUUGAAAGAAUUUUUUUAUUAUUGGGAAAAUAAUGGUAAGAAUUAACUAAAAUGUUAAGCCUUGUUCUUUAUGGCCAUUCUAUGUAAUUGUCUUUUCUCAUUCACAUACAUGCUGGUAAGGACAACACUGUUGUUGACAACAAAAUGAAACUAAAACCAUGCAUUUUGUUCUGUCAUUUUUCCAAGAUUAACAUAACUUGAGGAAAUUAAUUUGAAUUUCACUAGUUAUUUUUCUACAACUAUUUGUGUAGGAGGUUAAAAAAAAAAAAAAGUAUUGUAGUGCAUGUACUUAAACAGACCCAUCUUCUGUCAACCAGUGAAGCAGAUUUAUUCUCUCUUGUGAUCAAACACAGCUAUUUUUUUUUUAAUAAAUAAAACUAAAAGACAAUUUAAAAUUUCACCACAAAUCUUUAUCACUGGGUAGCUUCUUGGUACUAGGUUUAUUCUCUCUCUUACAGAUCCUUAUUGUUUUAACAAUAGAGCAAGUCUCACCCGGAGGCAUCCCUGAAAUAUGGAAAAGGAUAAAAAAAAGAAAAAUGCCCCUCACUCCAUUUGCAAAUCUGAAAACUUAAUUCAGAUUAUUUUUUUUCCCCCUUUUUUUUAAUUCAUUCUGUACAUUCUUUUUAUAAAGUUCCAUGUUCAAAUUGUUUCAGAUUUGUUUUGUUUUAUUUAUUUUUUUUUGCAAUAUAUU
This is a messenger RNA of Octopus bimaculoides (California two-spot octopus), 4661 nucleotides long. RefSeq names its product meckelin. Gene Ontology annotation, cellular component: ciliary transition zone; MKS complex. Gene Ontology annotation, biological process: cilium assembly. NCBI's taxonomy places the organism in Eukaryota, Metazoa, Mollusca, Cephalopoda, Octopoda, Octopodidae. The record is from RefSeq and is a predicted model, not a curated record.